UACAUUAUAUAAUAUAGGUAUUGUAAAGUUGUAAUGUAGGUAAUUGAAAAAUGAAUUAAACAAUUUUCUGUGAUUGUUUAAUCAAUAAUGUAUGUUGAUUUGAGCUGAUGGUCUUGUUACCAUUACUCUAAGCUCUAAAUAAUAAACGUAAAUUAAUUGUAUAACAGUCGAUAGCCGAAAAAUGGCGAAUAGGACAGUUAAGGAUGCAAAGUCAAUCCGUGGAACAAACCCUCAAUAUUUAAUAGAAAAAAUUAUCAGAUCCCGUAUAUACGAUUCGAAGUAUUGGAAAGAAGAAUGUUUUGCAUUAACAGCAGAAUUACUUGUGGACAAGGCCAUGGAAUUACGAUACAUUGGGGGCGUCCACGGCGGUUUUAUUUAUCCCACACCGUUUUUAUGUUUAGUAUUAAAAAUGCUUCAAAUACAGCCCGAAAAAGACAUUGUCGUCGAGUUUAUAAAAAAUGAAGAAUUCAAGUAUGUGCGUGCAUUGGGUGCUUUUUACAUGAGGUUAACUGGAACUUCAGUUGAUUGUUAUAAAUAUCUUGAACCGCUUUAUAAUGAUAAUAGAAAACUCAGGCGACAGAAUCGUCAGGGACAAUACGAAUUAGUCCAUAUGGAUGAGUUUAUAGAUGAACUGUUACGAGAAGAACGCUUGUGUGAUGUUAUAUUACCCAGGAUUCAAAAGAGGAGUGUACUGGAAGAGAAUAAUGAAUUGGAACCCAAAAUUUCGGCAUUAGAUGAUGAUUUGGAUGAUGAAAUACCUUCAGAUGAAGAUAAUAUUGAUGUUGAUACUAAAGAAAAUAGGCGGGAGAAGACUAAAAAGGAUAAGGACAGAAAAAGAGACAGAUCCCAUGAUCGUGAAAGACAUGAUAAGGAAAGAAAACGAGAACGUUCUAGGAGCAGAGACCGUGAGCGAAGAAGAGAAAGAGAUCGUGAGAGGGAGAGAGAUAGGGACCGUCCGAGGGAAAGAGAUAGGGAGAAGGAACGAAGGGAUAGGCAUGACACAGAAAGACGUAGGGACAGGGGAAGAUAUUAAAAAUACUAUAGUAAAUAAAGUUUUUAACAGUA
Leptidea sinapis is the source of this 1065-nucleotide messenger RNA. It is a transcript of the gene Prp38, whose product is annotated as pre-mRNA-splicing factor 38. Bases 182 to 1033 code for a protein of 283 amino acids. The transcript has 2 exons. Lineage: Eukaryota; Metazoa; Arthropoda; Insecta; Lepidoptera; Pieridae. The record is from RefSeq and is a predicted model, not a curated record. Gene Ontology annotation, cellular component: precatalytic spliceosome.